Messenger RNA from Trichoderma breve, 2460 nucleotides. RefSeq lists its product as uncharacterized. The transcript has 3 exons. The coding region runs from base 1 to 2460 and encodes 819 amino acids. Lineage: Eukaryota; Fungi; Ascomycota; Sordariomycetes; Hypocreales; Hypocreaceae. The record is from RefSeq and is a predicted model, not a curated record.
AUGGAUAUCGAGAAUGCAGCCACCUUUGCUUUCGAGAGCUUGACGCUCCAAGAGAAGACGCUGGCACAAGAGAUCAUACGCUUCCAGUACUACGAUAUCACAAAAUUCAAUGGAUACUACAGAGCACCGGUCCUCUACAUGGACCAAGUUCUGCAGCAUCUCGCCGCUGCCAGUAAGGGUCAGACAACUCCUCCACGACGCAUAUCGCUCUAUUGCGACACUCUCAUCAUCGCCGAGACAAUCCCUAUUAUGGGCAAAAAUACUUUCUUUUGCAACAUAACCGCGCGUCAGAUUCUGUUCUCGGCAGCGGAAUCUGGCCCUGCAAUUCGGAUGCGCUUGAACCGAGGUUCACGCCUGUUGAUCAAUGCUCAAAUCUUGCCUGAGCACUUCCGCGUCGAGUUUGUUGGGGAUAUGGACCAGAAGGAUCAGAAGACCGUGUCCAUUCCCGAUGGCGCGUUCGGUAUCUCGUAUACCUCAAGCGGCACGGGAAUAGCAGGAAUAAAAGAUGAGGUGAUGUCCACUGGGCCUGAGAUGGAAAUGCAAUGUGAGAAUUGGAUGAAUCUCAUCAAUGAGGAUGGUUCACUCAAAAGCAUUCCUUUUACCACGGACAAUUUUCCGCGUCUACUGAAUUUCCAGUAUCUCAUGGCUGCUGCAAUGGUUUAUCAGAACCCCAAACUAUCAUUGUCAAUUUUGAACUGGAUUUGUGCGGCUACAAAAACAGUCGGGGGCUCUCUCUUGGGCAGCCAAGCCCAAUCACUCCGCAACAGCAUCGCGUCGGAUGACAGUUCUGGCAUGAUCUCCAGCGUGCCCUCCCUCAACAUUUAUGCCUCCAAGCAGAUUCUCAAGUCUCGCCUCUUGGCCGCAAAGGCAUUUGAGGAUAGCUUUCGGGAGUAUACGUCUGAGGAGCGGAGCGCGACAAGCUGGGUCUACCUGGCUGCUGAUCUCCUCCGGAAGAGUGACAUGGCCCUGGAAGAAUACGGCUUCCUUUCCGGUCUGGCGCAGAAGCGCUAUGAUGAAGCUGUGCAGGCGCACUCGUACGCUGAGAAGCAAUUUCAGAAGACGCAAAAGCAAGUAAACGAAGCCAGCAAGCAAUUCGAAGGAGACGUGAUCAGCUGGGAGAAGGAUCAGAAGAUUGCAGCAGCUAAAGGUAUCCUGAUGGGCCUCAUCGAAGUAGGUGUAGCCAUAGCAGCUACUGUUGCUACUGCAGGUGCGGCUGCUCCAGCAGUUGCAGUUGCGGGAGCCAGUCUUGUUGGAACUGCCUCCAAGGCUGCUCAGGCUAUUGCGAAGAUCAAGGAGAUUGUUGCCAAGAUCAAGGAGAUAUAUGAAAAGCUCGAACCAAUCCUUGCAAAACUUGGUGAGCUCCUCACCGCUAUCAAGGCAAUGUUUGCUGCUAUCGAGACUGCUCAGGCAGCCCUCGAUCUUCCCAACGCGCUCAAGGAAGGGGACAUGAAACUCGAUGCUCUCAACGCAACGGCGCAGUGGGAUAUCUUUGAUAUUCAGGUUGGCCUGCUGGAGAGCCAGUUUCAGAACCUGGGGAUUCCAAACCAGGACAAGUAUCUGUUCGCGCUGCGCUCGCUUGUCGUCCACGGCAAGACAUAUCUGCAAUCUCGGGUCAAUGUCGUCGUUCGUGGUGACGAGCUGGCUACGGUACGAUUGCGCCUCCGGCAGCAAACGCAGAGCCGCCCGGCUAUCGAGGCCAUGAUAAAACGAUUUACGGAGAACAAUGAGCUGGUCAGCGUGCUCAAAAUGGCAAUGUUUGACCGUCUUCUCUCCGUCAGAGCUCUUGUUUACGUUGACUUCAACUCGUACGUCAACGCUUACAACUACCACACACUUGAUCCGCACCCUCCUGUCAAGUUGUCUCCCGUCAAGCCAGUCGUGGAUUAUUUUGCAGAUGCCGCCCGUCUCCAGAGCGCCAUUUCGGCAUUCGGCUCCAAGGCAUCAAUACAACGAAAGUCGUUCGUGCUUGGCCACGAGGCUUUGGGCAUGAAUCUGUCUGGCGUGGCUCAAGAAUUGGGGCAGGAUGGCCGGUUUCAAUUUUCCAUUCCCGCCACGCACCCAACCUUUGACGGCUUCUUCCGGGUUAGACUUAUGCGUGUGCGCGUCCAUCUGCAUGGAAUCAAGACCACGGCUAGCAGCAGAUGUCUUCGUCUCGCUCUGCAGACCACUGGCCGCUUCAUGGAUCUUGCACCUCCGCGUGACAAGCCCACGGCGUCGGCGACGUACUCGUUUACCGGAGAUGCCCGUACGAUUCUUUACGAGGUUGAUCCAUCUCGCGACGAUCAAAUCACCUGUGACGGUGACAGCGGCCUGGCUCAGGAUUAUACGGCACAGACUCCUUUUACGAACUGGACGGUCAGCCUGGCAAGAGGGGGAUUGUCCACUGAUGAGAUAGACACAAGCAGCCUAACCGGAGUAGAAGUAGAAUUGUUUUGUGAUGUGAGCUAUAAAUAUGAGUAA